Molecule: messenger RNA, 845 nt
Organism: Candidula unifasciata
Lineage: Eukaryota; Metazoa; Mollusca; Gastropoda; Stylommatophora; Geomitridae
Source: the annotation of a GenBank genome assembly
CGGUGUCUGUUGGGGUCAGCUGCUUCACUCUGGUGGCCAUCUCACUGGAGAGAUACUUCGCCAUCUGUCGACCCCUUCAUUCUAGAUCCUGGCAGACUCUGUCACACGCCUACAGAUGUAUCGCAGUGUGCUGGUUCUUGUCUGCCGCCUUGAUGACCCCAACAGCAGUGUUCCAGAAACACACAGCCAUUGGUAACGGCGCCCAUAGGUGCAGGGAGAUCUGGCCUAACCUGGGAGCGGAACAGACCUACACCGUCGUCCUUGACCUGGCCUUGCUAGUGCUUCCGGUGACAGUGAUGGGCGUGGCCUACAGCAGGGUCGUGCAUGUGCUGAUCUUUGAUGUUCGGUCCAGUCUGGAGUUGAACUCAACUAAUAAUGGCACCAGAAUGAUUUCCCAAAGGAACAGACGAGGGCAAAGGCCGGCAGGGAAUAGAAUCCGCCACAGCAACUCGCUGAAGAUUCGACAGAACAAGAUGAGAGUGAUCCGGAUGCUGUUUGCCGUAGUGAUGGAGUUCUUCAUCUGUUGGGCUCCCGUCUAUCUCAUACAGACGUGGAUAGUCUUUCAUCAGGAAAGUGCUUAUCGGACGCUGACGCCACUGAGCAAGAACCUGUUUCAUCUCUUGAGCUACGUCUCCUCCUGUUGUAACCCCAUCACCUACUGUUUCAUGAACAAGAAGUUUCGAGAAGCUUUCCUAAGAGUUUUUCAGUGCCACGGAACCCCACAAGGUCUCAGAGACCGACGGAUGGAUCGGUCCCACAACAACCACUACAGCGAGCACACAACGACAGGCACUCGGAUCUUACGUCUCAGCGAGCGACUCAAGCCAGCCGUAUCCACAACAGAA